GUGUGUGUGUGUGUGUGUGUGUGUGUGUGUGUCCUUGUCAGGGUGAAGUGAGGUAGCACAGCUCAACAUGAAUCGCCUCCUGAAAGUUCCCGUCGUGGCCGUUCGGGCCUUCAGCAGCUCGGCCAGACAGCUGAGGAACAAAGUGCCUGAAGCCCAGAAGCUCUUCCAGGAGGAUAACGGGCUCCCGGUCCACAUUAAAGGAGGAACUGUGGAUGUUCUGCUCUACAGGGCGACCAUGACGCUAACCAUUGGAGGGACGGGCUACUCGCUGUACUGGCUGCUGGUCGCCUCCAUGCCUCAGAAGAAGGAAUAGGGUGGAGGAGGUGGAGGCCCGGCUCCGCCCGAUGCUCCGUCUGGUGGGUGGAGAACCACCCGGGAUCCGGCUCAUUCGAGUGUUUGUUCUGUGUGUUUCUGGAGAACCUUCUCAGCUCCUUCAACGUGUGAGAAAAUAAACUCCUGGGAGUUUUCAGA
This is a messenger RNA of Salarias fasciatus (jewelled blenny), 471 nucleotides long. It is a transcript of the gene cox7a1, whose product is annotated as cytochrome c oxidase subunit 7A1. Lineage: Eukaryota; Metazoa; Chordata; Actinopteri; Blenniiformes; Blenniidae. The transcript has 4 exons. Gene Ontology annotation, biological process: mitochondrial electron transport, cytochrome c to oxygen; regulation of oxidative phosphorylation; mitochondrial respirasome assembly. The record is from RefSeq and is a predicted model, not a curated record. Gene Ontology annotation, cellular component: respiratory chain complex IV. Bases 68 to 313 code for a protein of 81 amino acids.